Miscanthus lutarioriparius is the source of this 2358-nucleotide messenger RNA. The record is from the annotation of a GenBank genome assembly. Lineage: Eukaryota; Viridiplantae; Streptophyta; Magnoliopsida; Poales; Poaceae.
AUGGAGCGGCUCAAAUCGGCGGUGCCGACCGAACUCCGGCGGGCCGUCGGCGAGGGCACGGCUGCCGACCUCCCGGCCACCUCCUCUCGCCUGUUCGCCUUCUUCCACACCCUUCCCCUCUUCCACCAGGUUAUGCAAGAGCUGACCGACCCCGAACUUGCGCUGUGCCGCAAAGACACGGUGAAGGCUGUAGAGUUCAAGGGCCACGGUAAUGCGUGCUUCUCAAGGAGGGAGUUUGGGCAAGCUCUCCGGUACUAUUCGCAGGCAUUGCGUCAUGUCCCGAUUAAUUCGGAUGGCAUGGAUGUGAAGUUGGUAUCUGCAAUAUAUGUCAAUCGAGCCUCCACCAUGCAUAAAUUAGGUCUGUUCAAAGAAUCUCUAAGGGAUUGUGACAGGGCCAUAACCAUUUCACCUAAUUAUUCUAAGGCAUGGUACAGGAAGGGAAUGGUAAAAACAGCGCUUAAGAAUUAUUCAUCUGCAGUACAUGAUUUAGAGGUUGCAUUGAGCCUGGAAGUGACUUCUUCAGGGAAGAAUAACAUAGAACAAGAGCUAAAGUUGAUUUUGCAAAAGCAUGAAAGUGUCAAUGAAGCUGGGACAUCAAACUGUGAUAGCAAGGAUGAAUAUUUGCCUCUUGCAGGACAACCUCAUAAGGUUGUUAUAGAAAGUAUCUCAACACCAAACAAAGGUAGAGGAAUGGCUUCUACAGAUGAUAUCCCCCCAGCUUCGUUGAUUCACGUCGAGGAUCCUCUUGCCGCGAUUAUCAUGAAAUCUUCCCGUGAAAUACACUGCCACUUUUGCUUCAGUGAAACUCCAGCAGAUGUUGUAUUCUGUCCUUCAUGUACAAUACCAAUUUACUGUUCAAAAAGGUGCCAGGAGCAAUCCGUAGGUGAUAUUUCUUGUGAUGAAGAUACUCAUCUUGGAUAUUCAACAAGUAUUGCAAACCUGAGUAUAACUUCUACUAGUUGCAAGUCUCCAAGAUCUAAGCUAUUUGCUGAACACAAGCAUGAAUGUGGAGGUGCCAAUUGGGCAGCUGUUUUACCAACUGAUGUAGUUUUAGCUGGACGAAUAAUGGCACGCAGCAUAGAAAAAAUGAUGCUGUCUGGAAAGAGUUUUGCUAUCUCCGGCCCAAAUUUGGAUCUAGUUCACCAUUAUGAUCAACAUUCUCCUGCCAACAAGUUGGAAUCACAGAUAUAUGCAAUUGUCCUAUCGUUAUGCCUCCAAAAUUAUUAUAGAUCAGACCUUUUGUGGACAGAAGAUUCUUUAUCACAGCUGGUUCUUUUGAUAUUUCAAAUUAAAGUCAAUUCAAUUGCUAUUGUCCGAGUGAGGUCGGUGGAUGGAAGCCCAGAGCUCACAGUAAAUACAGGUGUUUCUGGAGCUGAAGGUGCAAACAUGUGUGGUGUGGAGCAGGUCAGGGUUGCUCAAGCUGUUUAUGUAUCUGGUAGCCUGUUCAAUCACUCAUGUCAGCCCAAUGUACAUGCAUAUUUUCUUUCACGUGCGCUCGUGCUGAGAACUACAGAAUUUAUAAAAUCCGGGAGCCCAGUUGAACUGUCAUAUGGUCCACAGGUUGGUGAGAUGCAACUUUCAGAGAGACAGAAGUCACUUCAAGAGAAUUACUACUUCAGUUGUCAAUGUUCAAGUUGCUCAGAACUAAAUCUAUCAGACCUUGUUUUGAAUUCAUUUUGUUGUCCACAAAACAACUGCCUUGGUGCCAUAUCAGAAUCAACUUACUACAGGUCCAAAGAGAAUUUUGUGAAUGUUUCCCUUGGAGGAUCUUAUGUCUGCAAACUAUCAUUGCCUGAUGUAUCAAAGGUUGAUAAGGAUAUGGAGAAUGUCGCCAAAUCUCUUUUAGGAAAUAUUGGUGUCAGUCUGAACAUAGAUCAUGGAUGUUGCACGAGUUGUAGAUCCCAUAUUGAUGUGUUGUCUGCUCUGGCUACAUCACACAGGGAAGAAUCUACCAUCAAUAGGUUGAAGAAACUUACAUUGCUAGACAAGACUCUCAUCACAGAGGCAUUACAAUCCCUAAAACUACUCAAGAAGCUGAGGCACCCAUAUAGCAAGGCUCUUGCGCAGGCCGAAGACACAAUUGCAGAGGCCUUUGCAAAGGUAGGAGACCAAGAACGAGCAAGAAAGCACUGUGAAGCAUCAAUUCAGAUCCUCGAGAAGCUGUACCACCCGAAACACAUCAUCAUUGCGCACGAGCUUACCAAGCUUGUUUCGAUUCUGCUGUCCCUGGGAGAUGGGGCAAGCGCAGCAGCCACAUUCGCUCAAGCAGAGGCAAUAUUUUCGCUUUACUACGGAUCUCAUGUGGAGAAGACUUUGACAUACAUGGGUGCCCUGAAGAAAGCUGUCAGCGACGUGUAG